Messenger RNA from Vicia villosa (hairy vetch), 1089 nucleotides. RefSeq lists its product as uncharacterized. Gene Ontology annotation, biological process: telomere maintenance; DNA repair. Gene Ontology annotation, molecular function: DNA helicase activity. The transcript is spliced from 2 exons. Bases 1 to 1089 code for a protein of 362 amino acids. The record is from RefSeq and is a predicted model, not a curated record. NCBI's taxonomy places the organism in Eukaryota, Viridiplantae, Streptophyta, Magnoliopsida, Fabales, Fabaceae.
AUGAGUGCAAACAAAAGUUCCAGCGAUGUAUUUGGUGGAAAGGUCGCUGUUUUCGGUGGUGAUUUUAGACAGAUUUUACCUGUCGUCCCCAGAGGCAGUCGUUCCGAUAUUGUACACUGUGCCAUAAAUGCAUCUUACAUAUGGCAUUCAGUUGAGGUAUUAACAUUAACAAGAAAUAUGCGGCUUCAAACAGGAUCAACACAGACUGAUAAAACUGAAAUAACACAGUUUUCAGAUUGGCUUUUAAGAAUAGGAGAGGGCCGAAUAUCAGAGCCUAAUGACGGCACCGCCAAAAUCGACAUACCACUUGAUAUUUUGAUAACAGAAUUUGAUGAUCCAAUUGUGGCCAUUGUCAAUACCACAUACCCUGAUUUCAUAAUUAAUUUUCAAUCCAUUGAUUACCUUAAAAGUCGAACAAUACUGGCCUCUACACUAGAAAUUGUUGAUCAGAUCAAUGAUCAUAUACUUAACUUAAUGCCAGGAGAAAUUCGUGACUACUACAGUGCAAAUUCAGUUGACAAGUCUGAGAUUCAUGACCCAAUAGUAGUUGAUAUCCUCACACCAGAAUUUCUAAGUUCCCUCCGAACAUCAGGUUUGCCUAACCAUCACUUAAAACUAAAGGUUGGGACACCUAUAAUGCUCAUGAGAAACAUAGAUCAAUCCGAAGGUUUGUGUAACGACACAAGGUUGUGCAUAACAAAGAUGGAAGCCCAUGUACUCGAGGCUUCAAUAAUGGGUGGUAAAGGUUUGGGAAAUUUGGGUUACAUACCUUUAAUGGACAUGUCAUUAUCCCAAUCACCAUGGCCAUUCAAACUGAAUAGAAGACAGUUCCCUAUUAUAGUUUCCUAUUCUAUGACAAUCAACAAAUCACAGGGACAGUCAUUGGAUAACGUCGGUUUGUACUUACAAAGAGAUGUAUUUACACAAGGCCAAAUUUAUGUUGCAUUGUCAAGAGUAACAACAAAAAAGGGAAUCAAAAUAAUGAUACAUGAUGAAGAAAAGAAAUCCAGGGGAAAACUACAAAUGUUGUGUAUAAAGAGAUUUUUAACAAUGUCUGAGUUUCAAACAUUUAUCUCAGUAAUUCUGUAA